Messenger RNA from Vigna radiata var. radiata (mung bean), 2464 nucleotides. Its product is annotated as monocopper oxidase-like protein SKU5. Lineage: Eukaryota; Viridiplantae; Streptophyta; Magnoliopsida; Fabales; Fabaceae. Bases 304 to 2079 code for a protein of 591 amino acids. The transcript is spliced from 9 exons. Gene Ontology annotation, molecular function: copper ion binding; oxidoreductase activity. Gene Ontology annotation, cellular component: plasma membrane. The record is from RefSeq and is a predicted model, not a curated record.
GCUACUGGCUGUCAUAUUUGGUUGAGGUUGAUCGGGUUUGUGUCUGCUACGUACUUACCCUUUUUCACACCACACCUCACAGUGCUGCUGGAUUAGAGUCCUUCUUCUUCUUCUUCUUCUUCUUCUUCGUCUUCUCUCAUUGCUCUCUUAUUUCUUCUCUCUCUCUACUCUCUACCGCUCUCAAACUCUUCUUUCUAAGUUCCUUUGAUAAUGUAAAAUCAGAGGAAAGGAAAAAGCUACGCAGCAAACUUGCCUCUAAAUCCUUUUUGAGGGAAAGAAAGAAAACCCAGAAAGUUCCACACAAUGUCUUCUUCUACAGCUUUCUUCUUCUUUCUCGUCAACGUCUCCUUACUUUUCAUCCUCUCUUCCGCUGCGGAUCCAUUUGUUUCCUACAAUUUUGAGGUCUCUUACAUCACUGCCUCUCCACUUGGAGUUCCUCAGCAGGUCAUUGCUAUCAACAACAAAUUCCCUGGUCCUACUAUCAAUGUGACCACAAACAACAAUGUUGCCGUCAAUGUUCGGAACAAAUUGGAUGAGAGCCUCCUCAUUCAUUGGUCUGGGAUUCAGCAGAGGAGGAGUUCGUGGCAAGAUGGUGUUCUUGGCACGAAUUGUCCCAUUCCUUCUAAGUGGAACUGGACUUACCAGUUUCAGGUCAAGGAUCAAAUUGGAAGCUUUUUCUACUUCCCUUCCCUUCAUCUUCAGAGGGCUGCUGGUGGAUUUGGGGGUUUCAUUAUAAACAACCGACCCAUCAUUCCUAUUCCUUUUGAUACCCCAUAUGGGGACAUUGUCGUUUUUAUUGGAGAUUGGUACACCCGCAACCAUACGGACAUGAGGAAGGCCCUAGACGAUGGAAAAGAUCUUGGCAUGCCGGAUGGUGUUCUCAUCAAUGGGAAAGGCCCAUACCGAUAUAACGAUACACUUGUUCCUGAUGGCAUCGAUUAUGAAACAAUUGAAGUCCAUCCUGGAAAAACUUACCGACUUCGUGUACAUAAUGUUGGAGUGUCAACAAGUCUGAAUUUCAGGAUCCAGAGUCAUAACUUACUUCUAGCAGAGACAGAGGGGUCUUACACAGUGCAACAGAACUACACUAGCUUAGAUAUUCAUGUUGGGCAAUCUUAUUCUUUUCUGGUAACCAUGGACCAAAAUGCAAGUUCAGAUUACUACAUUGUAGCGAGUGCCAGGUUUGUGAAUGAAUCACGUUGGCAAAAAGUUACUGGAGUUGCUAUCUUGCGCUAUACAAAUUCCAAGGGGAAGGCGCAUGGUCCUCUUCCACCGGCUCCUGAUGAUCAAUUUGACAAAACUUACUCAAUGAACCAAGCAAGAUCCAUCAGAUGGAAUGUAUCAGCAAGUGGUGCUCGUCCUAACCCACAAGGGUCUUUCAGAUAUGGUUCCAUCAAUGUGACUGAGAUUUAUGUAUUAAAAAAUAAGCUACCUGAGAAAAUUAAUGGGAAGAGGCGAGCAACUGUCAGUGGAAUAUCUUUUGUCAAUCCUUCGACUCCAAUCAGGCUUGCUGACCAGUACAAAUUGAAGGGAGUAUACAAUCUAAAUUUUCCCACCAAGCCUAUUACUGGACCACCUCGUGCAGAAACAUCAAUCAUUAAUGGAACCUAUAGAGGAUUUAUGGAAGUUAUAUUGCAGAACAAUGAUACCAAGAUGCAUACCUAUCACAUGAGUGGAUAUGCAUUUUUUGUAGUCGGGAUGGAUUAUGGUGAUUGGUCUGAGAAUAGCAGGGGCACAUAUAACAAGUGGGAUGGAAUAGCUCGCACUACAGCUCAGGUUUACCCUGGAGCAUGGACUGCAAUUUUGGUUUCCCUUGACAACGUAGGAGUAUGGAAUCUCAGAACAGAAAACCUUGAUUCAUGGUACCUUGGUCAGGAAACAUAUGUCAGGGUUGUCAACCCAGAGGUUACCAACAAGACUGAGCUGCCCAUUCCAGAUAAUGCCCUCUUCUGUGGUGCCUUAAGUAAAUUGCAGAAGCCUCAAGAUAUUUCUUCUGCGGCAUCACCAAUCAAUGGGAAUACGCUGAAGCUGUUUUUCACCUGGCUGAUUGUAUCCGCCUGGAUCCAUAUAUUCCAGUAAAGAAGCACAUUCCGGGUCAUCCUCUCUUAGUUGCUUGCCGGUGGACCUUUUGGCUUGUUGGUGAGGUUUGUGGUUGAGUUCUUAGUUUUGUAAGUCUUGUUUAUAUUAUUGAUCUUGCAGUGGUUUUGACUUGUAUUCUUCCUAUUAGCUUUUAAUGCUUGUGGUUCCGAGUUUAAUUUAUUGGGAAUUGUGAUUCUUUUAAUGCCUAUAGUUGAUGUAGUAAUGACAAUUAAUCACACUAUCUCCAUACAUGUAACUUUACCUGCCGACGAGAUUUCCAUCGUGGUCACUCCUCCUUUCAUCUUUAUGGUUGUGUAAUUUUGUAGCCAUGCAAAAAUCAAAGAUGCAUGGACCCAACGGAAGAUUCUUCUCUAGUUGUUUUACA